UUGUUGGUGAACUUAUGCCUCAAGUUAGCCUCCUCUGUCCUUGUAUGUCUCUGUGUUGUCAUUACUUUGCUAUCAAUUCAAUCAUUACUCCAAUAAAGAAUAUCACAUAGCUAACUGGAUGUGUUAUUUGUUAAUUGGCAUGAAGAGCUCAAAUUCUCAAGCAUAAAGUACUUGUCUUUUCGCUGUAUUUAUUUGUGUGUUUUGAUUAGUGGUGAAGCAUGUUCAAGGUUUUCUUAUCAAUUUGUUGGUACUUAGAGAAGAAAAAAAUGGAACAAAAAUUUAUUUUUUAUCAAAAGAUAUAUGUUCCCGUGUCAAAAAUAGACAACUGGUCCUUUUGGUUAUUCCCCAAGAAUGAUUAGAUGUAUCUCCAUUCUCCUAAUAAUGGUCAUUGCCCACACCCUGUCAAACUUGCAUACCAACUGCUUCUUCUGCUUUAAGUUCUGCAGUUUACACUUCAAUGUAUAGAUGUGUGUGGUUCACCGUUUUUUUCCCUUUUUUCUUUAUCCUAAUGUCACAUUUGUGGCAAGGACAGUGGACAAAUCUCUGUAUCUCCCUUUGGACAGUACUAGUUUAGUAAGUACCAUUCAUGCUCAAGAUAGGGUGGACCAUAUAAACUGCCCACUUUGUGCUUCCUGGAAGCUAAAUGACUAGCAGUUGAAAACUGUUAACAGAGGGAGGGAAAGCGAAAGGAUGUUAUUGGGCUGUUGUAGGUUCCCUCUCACAUCUUAUGUGUUUGCAAACACAAGAUGUAGAGAUAAAAGUAGAAGUGGGCUUUCUCGCAAAGCAGCAACUCGACAAAUCCAUGCCAGUAAUGGAGAGUACAACAACAACAAAAAGAAGGUAGUCAUUGUUGGCUCAGGCUGGGCUGGUCUUGGUGCUGCAUACCACCUCUGUAACCAGGGAUUUGAUGUUACUGUUCUUGGAGAUGGGUAUGAUUUUGGUGAUCCUGAUGAUGUUGGUAUCCAUGGUUUUUGGUAUCCCUACAAAAACAUAUUUAGCCUUGUUGACGAACUGGGCAUGAAGCCCUUCACUAAUUGGUUGCAGUCCGCACAAUAUUCAAAAGAGGGACUAGAGGUUGAAUUUCCUGUUCUCCAAGAUCGGCCUCAACUUCCUGCACCAUUAGGAACCUUAUUCUAUACUCAAUUCAAUCGGCUCCCAUUGGUGGAUAGAUUAACAUCUGUUCCUCUAAUGGCCGCAGUAAUUGACUUCGACAACACUGACAUGGCUUGGAGGAAAUAUGAUUCAGUUACUACAAGGGAGCUUCUCAAACAGUCUGGCUUCUCAGAAAGACUUUAUCAGGAUGUUUUUGGGUCAUUACUUCAAGUGGGUUUGUGUGCUCCGCUAGAGCAAUGCAGUGCAGCUGCUGCACUUGGAAUGCUGCAGUUCAUGGCCAUUUCACAUCAGGGAGAUCUCGAUAUCGUAUGGUGUCGCGGGUCAGUCAGAGAAAGGAUUUUCAAUCCAUGGAUAGAGUUGAUGAGUAGUAAAGGCUGUCAAUUUGUGGACAGUAAAAAGGUGAUAGAUUUUUCAUUCGAUGAGGAAACAGGUUGCAUUUCAGACGUGGUUUGUGACAAUGAGACAUACAAGGCAGAUGCAGUUAUUUUAGCUGUUGGAAUUUCCACGGUCCAGGAACUCACUAAGAAUAGUGCAGCAUUAAAUACAAGAGAGGAGUUUCUGAAGGUUUUAAACCUGGCUGCCAGUGAUUUGGUCUCCACUAAACUUUGGCUAGACAAGAAGAUCAGGAUUCCAUUUGCAAGGAAUGUUUGCUCUUCCUUUGAUGAUUCGUCUGGGUGGACUUUCUUUAACUUGAACGAACUUUUUGAUGAGCAUAGGAACAGUCCUGUAACAAUUGUCCAAGCUGAUUUUUAUCAUGGUAAUGAGUUGGUACCGCUCAAAGACGAAUACAUAGCUACAAAAGUAAUGCCUUAUCUCUCCAAGUGCGUUAAGGACUUUGAGGCAGCUCGUGUUACCAAUGUGGAAAUUGCCAGAUUUCCAAAAUCCAUGACACAUUUCAUUCCAGGUUCAUACAAAUAUAUGAUGCGUGGAUCUACAUCUUUCCCGAACUUGUUCAUGGCUGGCGAUUGGAUUAUUUCGCGGCACGGAUCAUGGUCACAGGAAAAAUCUUAUGUGACUGGACUCGAGGGUGCCAACCGGGUGGUAGACUUUCUUGAAGAAGGAAACUAUGCUAAAAUAAUUCCACUAGAGGAAGAUGAACCUCAUAUCCAAGCUCUCAGAAACCUUAAUAGAAACUUUAAGGAGUUCAACUCUCAAUUUCCACUGUCUGAUUAUUUCCUCCAGUGAACCUUUCAUUCAAAUAUACUAAUAUGUUGCACUGA
Molecule: messenger RNA, 2333 nt
Organism: Populus trichocarpa (black cottonwood)
Lineage: Eukaryota; Viridiplantae; Streptophyta; Magnoliopsida; Malpighiales; Salicaceae
Exons: 13
Coding region: 691-2298 (535 amino acids)
Molecular function (GO): oxidoreductase activity
Source: RefSeq, a predicted model, not a curated record